AUGGCGUUCAAUGGCACAGUGCCUCCGCCCGGGAGUAUGUUCGUGCGCGCCCUCUACGACUACGACGCCGACGAUCGCACGAGCUUGAGUUUCCGGCAGGGUGACAUUAUCCAGGUCAUCACGCAGCUGGAGAGCGGCUGGUGGGACGGCGUGAUCAACGGCGUUCGCGGUUGGUUUCCGAGCAACUACUGUGCGGUCGUCACCCGCUCCGACGACGACGUGCAAGACGACCGGAACGGUGCAGAUGUCGUCGACGACGACACGCAGUCCGAUCUGGGUGGCACCGACUACACCAACUCUGACACCGAGUCGAUCAACGGCAAUGACACGAUCCUGCCCAUCGAGCGCAAUGGCAACGAUAACAGCAAAGAGGAGGAAGCAGCGUUUUGGAUACCGCAGGCCACCUCCGACGGCCGCUUGUUCUACUUCAAUACUCUUACUGGUGUGAGCACCAUGGAGCUGCCCCUCGAAACACCCUCAGCCAACGAAAAUGGUCCACACGAUCGCGUGAACGUCUUCAUACCAGACUCCUCGAGGCCACCGGCAGAACUGCUGGCUUCGGGCUAUAAUGUGGAGGAUACAGACGAUGAAAAUUCAGCUUCGGACUUCGAGGGUCCGGGCAUGAUGGGCUCGCACAGCUCUUUGCCAGGGCGCAAGAGGCUCUCAGACGGCGUCUCGCCUGCGACGUCAAUGGAUUCCAUGAACCAACAUCCUUCCUUCGACCGGUCGGUGGAUGCAAAUGGUACGAGCUUUUCGAUCGCCAGCAUCCCCCCUCUUGGAACCACUGCCACCUCGUUUGCUAACAACCCUACGGGGGGUUCGCCCAUGCCGUCUGCCUCUUCUCGAAAAUUUUACGAUGAUGUUAACCCCAUACCUCUCACAUGGAAUCGCAUGGUUGAGGACAUGCGCCGAGCCAUUGAGCGGUAUCGACAGGCGAUCAACAACAGCGAUCGCUCCGAAUUCGUAAAGCGUGCAGAAGACAUCUCUGACCAUUUGCGGUUGAUUCUUGCCGCUGGAUCUGGAACAACCGACAAUCACUCCGGUAAUCCCUCCAUUAUUUCCACCAACAAGGCUCUCUAUCCCCACUUCCGUGAGACUAUGUCCAGAUUUUCAAAGCUAGUCCUGUCCUCCCACAUUGCUGCUGCAGACUUCCCUCCACCAGAUUCAUAUUCGAAGUGUCUGAAAGAGGCCGAUGGCGUUCUCAACGGUGUAUAUGGCUUUGUUGAGGUCGCUCGACAACAACGCGGGGAAGACAUUCCUCGCCUCGUUCCUGGCUUCGUGGUCGGUAAUUCUGCAGGUGGCAAUUGGCACAAUAAUGGCGUUGACGUCCGGAAUAAUUCGGGUCAGACCUCGUUCAUCGACCAGGAAGACUACGAACCGAUGGUCGAGCCUACCGUGAAGCUUGACUCUCGUGUGCUAGAGCGCCUGGAAGAUCUGAAGCGUUUGAUCGUCUCUAGCAUUCGGAGGCUGGAUGAGCAGCUUGUCGUUCGCGACAAAAUUGUGACGCCCUAUAGACAUCAAAUCAUCGGCGACAGCGUCUGCAACGCCGCCGGGAAAGUUUUGGACGUUUGCCGUCCCUGGAUCUCCACGAUUGAGUCAAUCAAUCUCUCUGCCCUCAGCUCGACUCUGCAAGGGCAACAAUUAGGCGAGUUCAGCAUACAAAAGCAAAAGGUCUAUGAUUUGGUUUCAGAGCUGGUCAUUACCUGCCAAGGUGUCGCUGCCCCACUAGCUGAUGAGUGGGCCGAGAAUCGUUGCGACUCCCUGGAAGAAAGGAUCAACGGCUGUCGAGCCGUUUCGCGCGAUCUCGAAACCAGUAUCGUGCAACAAUACGGUCUACUACAGCACUUGUCAGAAGCUGUACCUUUAGGUGACAUUGCAGUGCGCAAUGACCCACGACGAAAUACGGACACGGAAGUAGGGAGCUCACACGCCCUCGGAGGCCCAGGCAGCUCGAGGCCACUUUUGAAAGACGUGCCGCAAUCCCACACGUAUAGCGAGGGUACGUCACUUGAAGAUAAAGUGGUGGAACCAAUUCGCACAGCCAAUAGCAGCAAGAAGAUCAAAGACUUCUUCGGAGAGGUGCCCAAUAUCCCUCAAACAACGGUUGAAGAGGUGCCCGAAUUCCUCAAGCUCGACCACGAGGGCGAAAUAUCCUACGAUCACAAGUCAAACCCAGCGCAGCUUCGUGGAGGUACGCUUCAGGGACUUGUAGAACAGCUGACGCGACACGAUCGACUGGACCCUGCGUUCAACAAUACCUUUCUUCUGACUUACCGUUCUUUCACAACUGCUUCAGAGCUCUUCGAGAUGCUCGUCAAGAGAUGGAGCAUUCAACCGCCGUACGGUCUUGCAAAGGAAGACUACCAGACUUGGGUCGAUAAGAAGCAGAAGCCGAUCCGUUUCCGCGUGGUAAACAUUCUCAAGAGCUGGUUUGACAACUACUGGAUGGAAGGCAAUGACGAAGAGGCAAGGAUUCUAAUCCAGAGGGUGUAUAACUUUGCUAAGGAUCACGUUGCGACGACCAGUACUCCUGGUGCUGCUCCACUGAUGACAUCGGUCGAACAACGAUCUCGAGGUCCUGAUAUGCCGACAAAACGAAUGGUUCUCACUCUGAAUGCUCAGACACCACAACCAAUAUUGCCCAAGCACAUGAAGAAGCUGAAAUUCCUUGACAUUGAUCCUACAGAGUUCGCUCGGCAAUUGACCAUUAUCGAAUCGCGACUCUACGGCAAAAUCCGUCCUACCGAGUGUCUCAACAAGACCUGGCAGAAGAAGCUGGCGCCCGGCGAACCUGAUCCGGCCUCGAAUGUGAAAGCGCUGAUUCUUCACUCGAAUCAGUUGACGAACUGGGUUGCGCAGAUGAUCUUGACUCAACAAGACGUCAAGCGAAGAGUGAUCGUCAUCAAGCACUUCGUGAACGUGGCAGAGAAAUGCCGUCUAUUGAACAAUUUUUCGACUCUAACCUCGAUCAUCUCCGCCCUCGGCACGGCUCCCAUUGCUCGACUUAACAGGACGUGGCAAGCUGUGAACGCGCGAUCGAUGACCACUUUGGAGAACAUGCGGAAGCUCAUGGGUAGUACCAAGAACUUCACAGACUAUCGAGAGACACUGCACAAGGCGAAUCCGCCAUGCAUUCCCUUCUUCGGUGUGUAUCUUACCGAUUUGACGUUCAUUGAAGAUGGUAUCCCUUCCUUGAUCAAGAAGACCAAUCUCAUCAAUUUCGCCAAACGUGCGAAGACUGCCGAAGUGAUCCGCGACAUCCAGCAGUACCAGAACGUGCCAUACCCGCUGCAACCUGUUCCAGAAUUGCAGGAUUACAUAUUGACCAACAUGAACUCGGCGGGUGACGUGCACGAGAUGUACGAGACGAGUCUACAGGUUGAACCCCGAGAGCGUGAAGAUGAGAAGAUUGCAAGGUCAGUGAUGACAUGGUCUAAACUGCAGUUUUCAGUGGAUUGA
Messenger RNA from Didymosphaeria variabile, 3459 nucleotides. It is a transcript of the gene CDC25, whose product is annotated as cell division cycle- protein. Gene Ontology annotation, biological process: positive regulation of GTPase activity; Ras protein signal transduction. Lineage: Eukaryota; Fungi; Ascomycota; Dothideomycetes; Pleosporales; Didymosphaeriaceae. Gene Ontology annotation, cellular component: plasma membrane. The record is from RefSeq and is a predicted model, not a curated record. Gene Ontology annotation, molecular function: guanyl-nucleotide exchange factor activity; protein binding. The transcript is spliced from 3 exons. The coding region runs from base 1 to 3459 and encodes 1152 amino acids.